Molecule: messenger RNA, 1134 nt
Organism: Penicillium antarcticum
Lineage: Eukaryota; Fungi; Ascomycota; Eurotiomycetes; Eurotiales; Aspergillaceae
Product: putative choline kinase
Exons: 1
Coding region: 1-1134 (377 amino acids)
Biological process (GO): phosphatidylcholine biosynthetic process; phosphatidylethanolamine biosynthetic process
Cellular component (GO): cytoplasm
Molecular function (GO): ethanolamine kinase activity; choline kinase activity
Source: RefSeq, a predicted model, not a curated record
AUGGCUACCUUAAGUAUUGUCCCUGUGACUCUUUCACGAGACAAAGUGCCCACCAAAACAAAUGUCAGAGAUAUCAUCGGCACCUUUCUACCAGAAUGGCGCUCUGUGGACCCAGAAACCCUGACCAUGUCAUACCAUGCGUCUUUUAUCAAUGCCCACUGCCCAGUAGAGCGACCAGUACCGGUCAAUGAUAUACCUGCCGAACCCUACAAGGUGUUCAUCAAAUUUCACAUUGACACCGAGGGAGACCCCGAAGUCUUUAAGCAACUGGUGCCAAGCAAACAGGAGGAAGCAAUCCUCACCUAUGAAUUUGGUCGAUCUAAGCUGGGAGCCAAAGUGUAUGGAUUUUUCCGCACGGAGGAUGGUACACUUGGGAGAAUCGAUGAAUUCUUGGAUGCACGAAAUAUGGAGCCGGAGGAUGUCGAAAAUACGGCUAUCCGAGCGGAUGUUGCGAAGGCAUUGGCAACACUUCAUACUUUGGAAACUUCAUUGGAGAAGAAACCAUCUGAUUCAUCUUGUGGAGCUAUCAUCAAUGGACUGGAGAAGUACCAUAAGGUAGACAAGUUGAAGGCACUUGGAAGAGAAGGAGGUGUCAGUGUAGACAGCCUCGUUGACUACGACUUCGGGACCAGAUUGAAAAAGAUUCUGAAUAAGCUGGAAUCAAUUGGUGGAAAGACAGGAUGGUGCAUGCACGACGUCCAAUUUAUGAAUGUCAUGAUCAAAAAUAACUCAAAGGAAGGAGAAAGCACAGUCGCCUUGAUUGAUUUUGAGUUCGUGAUUCCCAACUACCGAGCCUUGGAUAUCGGCGGGCAUUUUAUGCAAAAGAUGUUCCAGUGGUUUGAUGAGGAGAGCAAGAUUGCAAAUUGCAGGAAGUACACAGAGAACGAAAAGAAACACUUCUGUGAAGUGUAUGCCACUCAGUGGAACACAAUCCAUGGUGAUUCGGAUACUGGGGAACAGGUCUUCUUGGAAAGUGAAUAUGGAUACAUGUUGGCACUUGCCUUUGAUAUUCACAUGAUGCUGUGGUUCAUGAAUGAAAAACACGACAAGGAUCCCUUGAACCUUGUCGGACUUAACAAGCUAUUCCAUGAGUUUGUGGGCCAGUAUACUAGACUUGGACUAGAAGAUCAGUAG